Molecule: messenger RNA, 1749 nt
Organism: Paramecium tetraurelia
Lineage: Eukaryota; Ciliophora; Oligohymenophorea; Peniculida; Parameciidae
Exons: 5
Molecular function (GO): DNA binding
Source: RefSeq, a predicted model, not a curated record
AUGGACGAGAGGGAAGAAGAGAAAGUAUUCAUAUAAUAAUUGCAAAAAUUUUGGGAAUAAAGAGGUGUAACUAUUAAAAUACCUCAAAUUGGUGGUAGAGAAUUGGAGGUUUUCAAGCUCUACAAGGCAGUCACCAAAAGAGGAGGUUUAAAGGUUGUAUCAGCAAAUAAAUUAUGGAAAGAAAUCGUAGAUCAAUUCUCGUUUCCAGCCACUUGUACUUCAGCCUCAUUCACCUUGAGGAACCAUUAUCAAAAAUUGUUAUUGGCAUAUGAAUAAAAAUAUUUCUUUGGAAAAGAGGAUGGUUACAUAUACGAUGAAGAAAUGAGCUCGAAUAGAAAGAAGACUAAAAUAGGCUUUGAAGAAGAAAAUCAAUAGGCAAGUUAUGCGGUAGAAGCUGAGGAUAGACAGCAUCAAAUGGAAUUUAGUGGAUAACCUCUGAGUACUCUUUUGAAUUAAAAUUAUUCAAAGGUGGAAAAAGCAGAAACUAUACUUUUUAUCAAGAAAUCUAAAAUCUAAGCAUAGGCAAGCGAAGUUAAAAGAAUUAUGCUUGCUUUUGAAAGUAGAAUUGAUGAUGAACUCACAUUCGCCAUCAAUAAUUUAUUGAUGUAUUCUUGCAAUUACUCAUAAAGCUUUCUCAUAGACUAGUAUCCACAAUUACUUGAUACUAUUACUUCGUAUAUUGAAGAUACUAUUAAAUAAAUUAGUUACCUCAAUAAAUCUUACUCUUAUAAAACUUGUCUUUAAACAGUAGGAUAACAAUAAUUGGAAAAUCUAGGAUAAUAAUAGCGAAAAUCUAUGCAAGUUCAAACCGAUUUAAUCAAAAAUCAAAAUGUAUUAGAAAACUAUAAUUCUCAUAUAUCAGUCAUCAUGAAUGAUCAAACAACUGAAUUGGCUAAGCCAAGUGAGUUGAUCUAUUAGAAAAAAUACAUAGAUUUGAUUUAAGGGAAUUAUGAAAAAAAAGCAGAGUGUAAACAUUUGGAAAAAUUGAGAACUUUAUUUGUAGCUCUAAGAAAUUUAGCUAUGAUUAGAGCUAAUGAAGCUUGCUUUAUGAAAUAAGAUAAGUUACUAUCCUUUUUUUAUUAAAUUCUUUUGUCUGGAGCAGAUUAAGAAUUAUCUAAAUCAGCAUUAGAAAUAUUCUCAGUCUUAUCAAAACACAUAUACCUAAAGCAAUCAGUCUAUAUGGAUAACUUUAUGUAAAAACUAAUCGAAAUUCUUAAUGGCGAAUCAUAUGAGGAUAUAGGGUUAGUCACAGAAACUCUCAGAAAUAUGAUAUCUAUCUCAGAUAACGAAGCCAUAAUUGAAGGAGCCAUUGGAGAAUAUAUAGAUUAAUUAGCAAGAUUACUAAUAUAUUAGAAUUAAGAAUUAAGAGAAAUUGUUUUGGAGUUCUUCUGUUACUUAAGUGAUUUAAAAAUGGCAACCAGGUUAUCCAUAGCUAAGCAUCCUAAAAUAUUAUAAAGGCUUGUUGCUAUUUUGAGCAUAGGGUAAAUUAAGAACAACUCUCUGAAAUAAUAAGAUCAAAGAACUAAUCAAGAUAAAAUCAAUGAAAAACACGUCAAAUUAGCUGCUAUCACUCUCAAUAAUAUAUCAUAGGCUCCAGCGGCAAAAUAAUAUUUGCUUAUUUUUGAAAAGGAAUUAUUUUUGGUGGCUGCAUCUGAUGAAACUGUCACUCCUUUGCUUUCAUAAAUCCUUUUUGAGUUAUCAUUAGUAGAAUGAAUUUUAAAUAUAUUUUAAACAAAGCUAAUAGAUUUA